This is a messenger RNA of Oncorhynchus keta (chum salmon), 1033 nucleotides long. Its product is annotated as thymidine kinase, cytosolic. The transcript is spliced from 7 exons. The record is from RefSeq and is a predicted model, not a curated record. The coding region runs from base 96 to 803 and encodes 235 amino acids. Gene Ontology annotation, molecular function: thymidine kinase activity; ATP binding. Gene Ontology annotation, biological process: thymidine metabolic process. Lineage: Eukaryota; Metazoa; Chordata; Actinopteri; Salmoniformes; Salmonidae.
CCGCGGCGGACAUUCGUAAUCUUUUCAGCCUCUCGAAAGAGUGCAGAGUUAUUUUCAUAAUAAUUAGAAAUAUUGUGAAACAGAAAGUUAACGUAAUGGAGUGUUUGAAUGUUCCAAGAAUCCUGCCAAAUUCCCCACGGAAAGCAAUAGGACAGAUCCAGGUCAUCUUUGGCCCAAUGUUCUCCGGCAAAAGCACUGAGUUGAUAAGGCGAGUGCUUCGUUUCCAGGUCGCUCAGUACAACUGUUUGGUGGUCAAAUAUGCCAAAGAUACACGCUACUCAGAGAAGGGCAUGGCCACGCACGACAAAAACACAAUGGAAGCUGUACCAGCCAACUGCCUGAGCGACGUGCGUUCUCUCGCUCUGCAGGCCUGCGUCAUCGGAAUCGACGAAGGACAGUUUUUCCCAGACAUAGUGCAGUUCUGUGAGGAGAUGGCCAACAUGGGGAAGACUAUAAUCGUAGCGGCCCUGGACGGAACCUUCCAGAAAAGUCUGCAGCCCUUUGGUGACAUCCUGAACCUGGUUCCCCUGGCUGAGAGCGUUGUGAAGCUGAAUGCUGUUUGUAUGCAGUGUUACAAGGAGGCAGCAUACACCAAGAGACUGGGGGCAGAGAAAGAGUUGGAGGUGAUUGGUGGAGCCGAUAUGUACCAUGCGCGGUGCAGGAAGUGUUACGGUGGCCUGAUGGAUGUGUUGAAGGAGAAUAGCGCCCCCCACAGGGACGAGACGCCACCGCAUGUGAUGACAGGGAAACUGCUUGACAACACUACAUCGCCACGGAAACUCUUCGCCACCCUGCAACUCUGAUCAUUACCAGUAGACUAUUCUUAAAGGGAUAGUUGACUCACAUGACUUUAAAGGGGAAGUUGAAUGAGAUGGUGAACAAUCCCUUUUAAUUUUAGGUUUGGUCAUUUGACUGGUGAUGAGUUAAAGGGAUAGUUGACUUCAUUUUCUAAUUGGAGUAAUGAACUAUCCCUUUUAAGUUUUGCACUUGGAAUGAGCUUGGAUAAUAAAUGAAGCUCCAUCAACCCGCUGAA